AGCACGCUUUGGAACUCCUGGUUUCUUUCCAAGUUAUCAUACAGGAUCCAUUACACUGCUGCUACAGCAAUACGAUGGGAAAUAAUCACAGCAGCUCUAAAAAUGCUGCCGAGUAUGAAGAACUCGACUUGAGCCACUUUCGUAUGCACCAGGUCAUUGGAAAAGGCGGGUUUGGUUUGGUACGGAUUGUGGAAGUGAAAACGACUAAACAGCAAUACGCACUCAAAUACAUCAACAAAAGACAAUGCAUAAAAAAGGACAGCAUGGAGAAUGUGUUUCGUGAAAGACUAAUGAUGCAGGAGCUGGACCACCCUUUUAUCAUCAAUCUGCGCUUUGCAUUUCAAGAUGACGAGUAUAUGUUCAUUGGACUAGAUUUGGCACUUGGUGGUGAUUUAAGGUUUCAUAUUUUAAGGCAAGCAGGCCUGACUGAGCAGACAAUCAAGGUUUAUUCUGCAGAAAUCUCUUUGGCUCUUUCAUACAUUCAUAGCAAACACAUCAUUCAUCGUGAUUUAAAACCAGAAAAUCUGCUAAUUGAUUUAGACGGUCAUGUGAGGAUCACCGACUUUAAUGUAGCAUACUCCACAAAAGUCAAGUUUCCUUCAUCGCGAUCAGGAACUAUGAAUUACAUGGCACCAGAAAUGUUUUCGGGAAAGAGAUACACUUAUGCCGUCGAUUGGUGGGCACUUGGUGUGGUCAUGUUCGAGAGCUUUUAUGGGAUUAAGCCAUUUAGGGGCGAUGAUGAUCGUCAAGUUGUUCACCAGAUUAAAUCUGGUGAACUCCACUUUCCAAAAGACUAUGGAAUACGUGGCACUACAAAGCCUGAUUCAUCUAACUUAUUCAAAGAUAUUAUGUACUCGUUAAUGACCACCACUCCUACAAAACGACUUGGUGGAGAGAGUAUGGAUGCAUUUUCGAAUGGAAUUUCCACACAUGAGUGGUUUGGCGAUAUUGAUUGGCCAUCCGUAUAUGAACGUAAAGUGUUUCCGGAUUUCAUUCCAGAUAUGUCGAAAAGCAAUUUUGAAGCCGCACCUGCGUUGGAAGAGCUCCUGUACGAUUCAUCCCCACUUACACCUAAACGUCGCAAGAAAAAGACUAUUACAGACAACUCCGUUGUUCUUAAUCGCGAUUCCCUUGCUGCUUCGCUUAGUGCAUCACUUACCAGCUCACCCAGCACGUCUCAUAAUAGCCCUAAUAUGUCGAAUAUGUCGGACAAGGAGAAACAGAAGGAGCAAGAGCGUCGUCAGAUGGCAUUCAUUGAAACUCACUUUACAGUCUAUGUUCAAGGAUCUGGUAUUGGCGUAUUAGAUACGACAACCCUGAAUAGAUUGGCUAUUCAAAAUAGCAUGCAUAAACUAAAUCUUGACGAGUCUAGAGCAUUUUCAUCUGCUAGAUAUCUAAGUCCAUUGGCACAAGGCAAUGGUGAUGAGAGACAGACGCUUUCUGCGUCUGCCUCGACAAGUUCAAAAGGAUUUUCUUGCGAGUCUCCUAAAGCCAGUUUGGCUAUACCCAUCAAGGCGUCUUUAAUCAGUGCGAAACUAUUUGAAAACAAGGCACCUUCUAGACUAGUUUCUGAAAACCCAUUCCAUAAACGUCCGACUAUAUCGCCUAGUAAAUCAGAUUUAGGUGAAUUUAAAUGAAACAGUGCUAUCUAU
Molecule: messenger RNA, 1652 nt
Organism: Batrachochytrium dendrobatidis JAM81
Lineage: Eukaryota; Fungi; Chytridiomycota; Chytridiomycetes; Rhizophydiales
Exons: 7
Coding region: 75-1637 (520 amino acids)
Biological process (GO): peptidyl-serine phosphorylation; intracellular signal transduction
Molecular function (GO): ATP binding; protein serine/threonine kinase activity
Source: RefSeq, a predicted model, not a curated record